GGCGGCGGGGCAUGCGCAGAAGCGCCUCCCUUCCCCGAGAACGGGUGAGGGGGGAAAGGGGAAAAAAAAAGAGAGAGAGAGAUUCGAGGUCUUCGCUCUCCUCGGGCCCUCCCCCUCCUUCGGUUCUGGGUUCAGGGUUCCAUUUUAGCUGUGCAGAAUUCUUGUAAUGCAGAGAAUAGCAAAAAUGGCUCAAGCAGCUAUGGCAGCAGCAUCCAGCCAUGAAGAGGAUUCAUCUGAAAGCAGAAUGGUGGUUACAUUUCUCAUGUCAGCCCUUGAGUCAAUGUGCAAAGAGCUUGCCAAGUCUAAGGCGGAAGUCGCCUGCAUCGCCGUGUAUGAAACAGAUGUGUUUGUGGUGGGGACUGAGAGAGGAAGAGCCUUCGUUAAUACAAGAAAAGAUUUUCAAAAGGAUUUUGUAAAGUACUGUGUUAAUGAAGAGGCAAAGGCUGCAGAACUACAGAAAAUAAAGUCAACAUCCCUAGAUAAUAGGAUGACUGUGGAUAUUGUGGAAAUGGAAGCCCUCAGGAAGUCUGUGGAGGAUUAUUUCUGCAUCUGUUAUGGCAAAGCUUUAGGAAAGUCAACUGUAGUUCCUGUGCCGUACGAUAAGAUUCAGAGGGACCCAUCUGCUGUGAUGGUGCGUGGUCUCCCAGAAGGACUUGCAUUUAAGCAUCCCACUAACUAUGAUGUUACAACACUGAAGUGGAUUCUGGAAAACAAAUCUUCGAUCUCAUUUGUCAUCAAAAGGCCCUUCCUUGAGCCAAAGAAACAUCUAGGACCUCGCAUGACAGAUUCCUCACACACAGUAAUAUCCCCAGGUGGAAGCUGCACUGCCAUCCAGGUGAAGACUGAGCCCAGUGAAGAUUCUGGGCUUGAGAUGGUAACAGUUAAAGAAGAAUCUGAGGAUCCCGACUAUUAUCAAUUUAACAUUCCAGCAGGUCCUUCAGAAACUUCGGCGAUUGAUGAGAAAAUCGCCAUGGCAAAGUCUUACACAGGAAGCAACCAGGGUUCCGAUUGCAGUGAAGGAACAGAUGUGGAAUUGCCAGUAGAAGAUUCUUCUCAACAUGCCACUUCUGAAACAAGUGAGGAUCCUGAAGUGGAAGUGACCAUUGAAGAUGAUGAUGACUACUUACCACCUCAUAAGAAGACAAAGAGCACAGAACCAGUCACCGAUGCUGCCAAUUGUGGAAGAAGGAAAGCCAGAGAAUUCAAUUUUGAGAAAUGGAAUGCCCGCAUUACAGACUUGAGAAAGCAAGUUGAAGAGUUAUUUGAAAGAAAAUAUGCUGAAGCUAUUAAUGCAAAAGGCCCGGUGACUAUCCCGUAUCCACUCUUCCAGUCCCAUGUUGAAGAUUUGUAUGUGGAAGGACUGCCAGAAGGAAUUCCCUUCCGGAGACCCUCCACCUAUGGGAUCCCUCGCCUCGAAAGGAUUUUGCUGGCAAAGGAACGGAUACGAUUUGUGAUUAAGAAGCAUGAACUGCUAAAUUCAACGCGAGAAGAUCUACCAUUAGACAAACCUGUUGCAGGAGUGAAAGAAGAAUGGUAUGCCCGAAUCACCAAAUUAAGGAAGCUUGUCGACCAAUUAUUUUGCAGAAAAUUUGCUGAGGCAUUGGGGAGCACUGAACCAAAGGCUGUCCCUUAUCAGAAAUUUGAGGCGCACCCCACUGAUCUUUUUGUGGAAGGUCUGCCAGAGAACAUUCCAUUUCGGAGUCCGUCCUGGUAUGGAAUUCCUCGGUUGGAGAAAAUUCUUCAAGUGGGCAACAGAAUAAAAUUUGUAAUAAAAAAGCCAGACCUGCUAACAAUCACUCCUGCAGAGGUUACUCAACCAAGAACAAACAUGCCGGUCAAAGAAGAUUGGAAUGUCAGAAUCACAAAACUGAGGAAGCAAGUAGAAGAGAUAUUUAAUCUAAAAUUUGGACAAGCUCUGGGUCUGAGUGAAGCAGUGAAAGUUCCUUAUCCUGUCUUUGAGUCAAACCCUGAGCAUUUGUAUGUAGAAGGUUUACCUGAAGGCAUCCCCUUUCGAAGUCCAACGUGGUUUGGAAUCCCACGCCUGGAAAGGAUUGUCAGAGGGAGUGGAAAAAUCAAAUUUAUUGUGAAAAAGCCAGAACUUGUCACCUCUUAUUUGCCUCCUGGAUUGGCUAGUAAAGUGAAUACUUCGGAACCCCAAAGUCCGAUCAGCUCAAACUCUGCACGAAGUCCUGUAAGCAACUCCAAGAUUCCAGAGAUUGAAGUUACUGUAGACGAAGGUCUUGCUAACAAGACACAAACCCCAGAAGUUAAAACUAAUCCUCAGACCAAUGGAUCCAAUGUAGGCUUCAAACCAAGAGGAAGAGAGUUCUCUUUUGAGGCCUGGAAUGCCAAGAUUACUGAUCUGAAGCAAAAAGUUGAGAACCUUUUCAAUGAGAAAUGUGGGGAAGCUCUUGGACUGACGGAGCCCGUGAAAGUCCCUUUUGCUCUCUUUGAGUCUUACCCUGAAGAUUUCUACGUUGAAGGCCUUCCCGAGGGAGUGCCAUUCCGUCGCCCUUCUACGUUUGGCAUUCCAAGAUUGGAAAAGAUCCUCCGAAACAAAGCUAAGAUAAAAUUUAUCAUUAAAAAGCCUGAGAUGUUCGAGGCUGCAAUUAAAGAAAGCGCUGCUGCUGUUCCAAGUCCUCAGAGAAGAACAAGUUUAUCAAACACCGUGGUAAACACUGUAAAUGUGCCUGAUCCAGUGGUGAACACAGCUGCUGGAGUGGAAGAUCUUAACAUCAUCCAAGUGACUAUACCAGACGAUGAUGAGAGAACAUCCAAAGUAGAGAAGGCCCGACAGCUGAGAGAACAAGUGAAUGACCUGUUCAGUCGGAAGUUUGGGGAAGCCAUUGGCCUGGGGUACCCUGUGAAAGUCCCCUAUCGAAAAAUCACGGUCAACCCUGGCUGCGUGGUGGUGGAUGGGAUGCCCCCUGGAGUGUCUUUCAAAGCUCCCAGUUAUCUUGAAAUCAGUUCCAUGAGGAAGAUACUGGAUUCAGCAGAGUUUAUUAAAUUUACUGUCAUCAGCACCAACCAGCAACAACCCCCAGACAAGAUGAGUGCAAAAAGAAAGCGCUAUUCUGUUGAGUACAAGAAAGAAAUUGUGGAGGACUCCCAGGGCAAGAAUCUUACGGCUUUCUGCAAGGAGAAGAAGUUGUAUAUCCGAAUGGUCCAAAAAUGGCGGGCAGAAUACAAUAACCUCAGUCUACAGGCGGUCGUAGGAAAUGCUAAGAAGAGCAAGUGCGGUUCAGGUCGGCAGCCUUUAAUUCCUGAGCUGGAAGACAUGAUCAGUGAAUGGAUCGCUGACAGGAGAGCAAAGGCUUUGGUUGUGCGCAGGGCUGAUAUUCAAGCAUUUGCCCUUGAAAUGGCACCACAAUUCGAAAUAGCCGCUGAAUUCAAAGCAUCGCAGCACUGGCUGGAUAGCUUCCUUCAUCGAUAUGAACUGUCUCUCAGAAAAUCAACAACACUGUUAAAGUUGGAAGAUGCUGAAGUUGUUAAGCGAGCCCUUGCAUUCAAGUCCUUUGUUGAUGGCAUCGACUUUUCUAAAUACCAACUUUGCAACAUGAUUGCUAUGGAUGAAACUGCAGUGUUUAUGGGUCAAGGAGCCCAAAUGACAAUUGAACAGAGGGGUGCCUCCUCAAUCUACGUUCCCUCCACUGUUCACGAAAGUUCACGUGUUACCUGUAUUUUGGCAAUUCGUCUGGAUGGAAAGAAAGCCCCACCUCUUAUCAUCACUAAGGGCAAGAAAGAGAAGAUUGAAUGUGUUUCCGACAUUUAUGUUCUGGAAACCGAAAAAGCCUGGUGCACACAAGCAGUUAUAAGGAAGUGGCUUGAUUUAAUGCUGCCACUUGUUAUGCGAGGUGGCCAAAGAGGUCUGCUAGUCUGGGAUUCAGCCAGCACUCACCGUGCUAAAGACAUGAAGAAGUUCCUUGCAGAGAGAAGAAUAGAUCAAAUAAUGAUUCCUGCAGGAAUGACUGCCUAUCUGCAGACUCUUGAUAUUGCAAUAAACAAGCCAUUCAGAGACUAUUUGCAUAUGGAAAUUAAUGACUACAUUGAAAACAGAAUGGCAAGAAAUCAGCGUGGAAACUUUGUGAAACCUAGCCUGCAAGAGGUCGUGAUGUGGGUGAAGAAUUCAUGGGAUAAAAUCACUGACAGUGUUGUUGCCAAUGCACUCCGAGCAGGUUACAUGGAUAAGAGCUGCUCAUUUACUGAGAGCUCUAUUGCUCGACAUGAAAGACUGGGGCCAAUGGUUCUAAAGGAAAUGGAGUCGCAAGAAAUUCAGGAUGGAAUUCCGGGUUUGGAGAGUUAUGACGAUGUUCCAGAAGAAGACGAUUUAACUAUAUUUGAAUAAAUGUAGAUUGCUGUACCAUGCUUAAUAAAAAAAAAAGACAUCCCCUGAAAAUAAGCCAUAGUGUGUCUUCUUGAGGAAAAAGAAAUAUAAGACAGUGUCUUAUUUUCGGGGAUACACAGUGGUUGCUACUAAGGACGUUAGCCAUAUAUGAAGUGGGCCUAUUGAAAGGAAUAGAAUGUUUAACAAAGUUCCAUUAUUUUCAGUGGGUCUCCUGAAAGUAGGCCUGUAUUUACUAGAUAAAAAGCACUAGGAGCAGAAUUUUGAAGAGAGAGUCCACCCCUAACCUAGCAAAGAUAUGAGGGUAGAGAAAAUAUAAUAAAAAUGGAAACUGGAAAGUAUACAAAGACAACUGGAGAGUAAGUAAUAAAAAUGGAGUCAGUUGAAAAUUUUCAACUUAUAUAUGAAUGCAAAGCUCAGGGUCACGUAAGUAAUUUAUUCAUGUUGAAUGCUUUUUUUCUU
Zootoca vivipara (common lizard) is the source of this 4804-nucleotide messenger RNA. RefSeq names its product general transcription factor IIi (gene GTF2I). Gene Ontology annotation, cellular component: nucleus. Gene Ontology annotation, molecular function: DNA-binding transcription factor activity; nucleic acid binding. NCBI's taxonomy places the organism in Eukaryota, Metazoa, Chordata, Lepidosauria, Squamata, Lacertidae. The record is from RefSeq and is a predicted model, not a curated record.